Messenger RNA from Echinococcus granulosus, 1047 nucleotides. Its product is annotated as Interferon-inducible double stranded RNA-dependent protein kinase activator A A. The transcript has 3 exons. The record is from RefSeq and is a predicted model, not a curated record. Lineage: Eukaryota; Metazoa; Platyhelminthes; Cestoda; Cyclophyllidea; Taeniidae. Bases 1 to 1047 code for a protein of 348 amino acids.
AUGUAUUCACCUUCUAGCCAGACGCCGAUUGGAAUUUUGCAAGAGACUGCUACAAAAAGGGGCUUCCUUGUCCAUUAUGAACUAGUUGCAAGUGAAGGAGAAGCACAUGAACCGAUUUAUGUUUACCAAUGCAGAGUUGGCAAAAUUACUGCCUUCGGGAAGGGUGCAAGCAAGAAGAAGGCGAAGCACCUGGCAGCAUAUUAUGUUCUUUUAAGGCUGAUCGGUGACGAUCCCCCGGCUCAGGGUGAUAGAGCGCUCUUGCAGUCGAUGCGUGCAUCCCUAUCCUUUCUCGGUAUCGAUGUCGGUGACUCUUUAGCCGCGACUUGUGAGGAUGAGGUGAACGCAGCAGCUACGCGAGCUCCUAUCAAUUAUGUCAGCAAGGUUCAGGAAUAUUGUGACAAAAAUCUCUGGCCUCCGCCCACUUAUGAGUUCAGCGAGUGCUCACAAAGUCUUUUUGGAGGCAGGUAUCAGUGCAAAGUUCGUCUCUGGCGAUGGGAAUUUUUGGGGUUCGGUAGCUCCAAGAAAGAGGCUAAAAGAAAAGCUGCGACCGAAUUUUUGAAGGAGGUAGUAGAGCAAGGAUUGACUAUCCCGGCAGACGCAUUAGAGGCAAUGGAAGAGGAAAAUCUACCUCUUGUAGAGAAACAGGAUCUUAACAAGCUGAAGGUUAAGCAAAGUAGUCAAGAGAUGGCCUCUAGAAUGGCCAGGAAAAUUCUUUCCGGCGUCCACACAAUCAAUGGAAAGCUUAAGGAAGUUAAUGUUGGGGAGCUCGCUUGUCCCACUUUUGACGUCUACGAGGUCUUAAAACGGACACUGGAAGAGAAUAAGCUUGGUGUUUUCUACUCCUAUACGACUAAUACCAAGUCUGGCGAAAUCUACUGCCAGGCACAACUAUCCACGAUUCCUCCACAAGUGACAUGCAGCCGGCCCAGUGCGAGCAUAGACGAAGCUCGAAGGGAUGCAGCCUACCGCUGCCUAGUUUACCUGGACACGAUGACGAAGCUGAACCCCACGCUUCGUGAAGAAGCGUGGUUCCGAAAGCUAGUUUGA